Messenger RNA from Zonotrichia leucophrys gambelii, 2726 nucleotides. It is a transcript of the gene SLC35F6, whose product is annotated as solute carrier family 35 member F6. Gene Ontology annotation, biological process: transmembrane transport. The record is from RefSeq and is a predicted model, not a curated record. Gene Ontology annotation, cellular component: intracellular membrane-bounded organelle; membrane. The coding region runs from base 48 to 1196 and encodes 382 amino acids. The transcript has 6 exons. NCBI's taxonomy places the organism in Eukaryota, Metazoa, Chordata, Aves, Passeriformes, Passerellidae. Gene Ontology annotation, molecular function: transmembrane transporter activity.
CGUGUCCGGGGGCGUGUCCCCGCGGUCGGCCGUGCCGUGGGGGGGCCAUGGCGUGGUCCCGGUACCAGCUGGGCCUGGCCGCGCUCAUGCUCCUCACCGGCUCCAUCAACACCCUGGCGGCCAAGUGGGCCGACAACUUCAGCGCUCCCGGCUGCGAUGGGAAAGAGGAGCACAAAUUCCAGCACCCCUUCCUGCAGGCUGCCGGGAUGUUCCUGGGGGAAUUCUCCUGCCUCCCGGUGUUCUACCUGCUGCGCCUGCGGGAUCGGCGCCGCGCGCAUCGGGAUCGGGAUCGGGAUCGGGAUCCAGCCCCGUCCCCAGCCCCAUCCCGACCCUUCAACGCCCUGCUGUUCCUGCCCCCCGCCCUGUGCGACAUGGCCGGCACCAGCAUCAUGUACGUGGCUUUGAACAUGACCAGCGCCUCCAGCUUCCAGAUGCUCCGGGGCUCCCUCAUCAUCUUCACGGGGCUGCUCUCGGUGGCGUUCCUGGGCCGGCGGCUGGAGUGGAGCCACUGGGCGGGAAUCGUGCUCACCAUCCUGGGGCUGGCGCUGGUGGGCUUGGCGGAUCUGCACGGGAACCCCGGCGGCACCGGGCACGGGCUGGCCGACGUCAUCACCGGUGACCUCCUGAUCCUGCUGGCCCAGGGCAUCGUGUCCAUCCAGAUGGUGCUGGAGGAGAAAUUCAUCUUCAGCCACGACGUGCACCCGCUGCGCGCCGUGGGCACCGAAGGUCUUUUCGGCUUCUCCAUCCUGGCGCUGCUGCUGGUGCCGCUGUCCUUCAUCCCGGCGGGGCGGCUCUCGGGGAACCCUCGCGGCGUCCUGGAGGACCCCGCGGACGCCUGGUGCCAGAUCCGCCGGGAGCCGCUGAUCCUGGCGGCGCUGCUGGGCAACAUCGGCAGCAUCUCCUUCUUCAACUUCGCGGGGAUCAGCGUGACGCGGGAGCUGAGCGCGACCACGCGCACGGUGCUGGACAGCCUGCGCACGCUGCUGGUGUGGGCGCUCAGCCUGGCGCUGCGCUGGGAGCGCUUCCACGCCCUGCAGAUCCCGGGAUUCGCCCUGCUCCUGGCCGGGGCCGCGCUCUACAACGGCCUGCACCGCGCGCUGCGGGGCGCCCGGAAUUCCGGGAGUGCCGGGAGUGACCCACAGGAGAGGGAAGCGCUGCUGGGAGGGGAUGGGGAUGGCGGCAACAUCCAGGGAUGAGCGGGUGUUCCUUGGGAUUGGGAUUGGGAACUGGCCCUGCAGGGAAUGUCGGCUGUGCCGGCUCUUCCUGGUGGGAUAUGGAACCAGAGUUGGCUCUCCUGGAGCCUCUACCCCAUUCCCAAGGGAUUGGGGUGGAAUUAGGACUGCAUUGGCAUUGGGAUUGGGAUUGGGAUUGGGACUGGGAAUUGUUCGCGCAGGGAAGGUCAGCCAGGAGUGGAGAGGCUGUGCCGGCUCUUCCCGGUGGGAUACAGACCCACAGCUGGCUCUCCUGGAGCUGCUGUCCUAUUCCCAGGGGAUUGGGACUGGAUUGGGAUUGGGAUUGAGACUGGGUUUGGGAUUGGGGUGGGAUUUGGGCUGGAUCCACUCCCUUCCCAACCCAUGUUCCCAAUGAAGCCCCUCUGCCUCUGGCUCAUUCCAUGGGGAUUUCCAGGGGGGGAUCCUGGGUAAAUUUGGGAAUUCUCAGGGAUGGCAGAGGACAGGGACUGUUCCCCAGGGUGUCCCAGCAGGACUGGCCCUCAGGAAUGCUCCCAGGGAUUGGGAUUGGGAAUUGUUCCUGCAGGGAAUGUCAGCCACGGGUGGAGAGGCUGUGCCGGCUCCUCUCGGUGGGAUAAGGACCCAGAGCCGGCUCUCCUGGAGCUUCUGCCCCAUUCCCAGGGGAUUGGGAUGGGAUUGGGAUUGGGAUUGAGACUGGGUUUGGGAUUGGGGUGGGAUUUGGGCUGGAUCCACUCCCUUCCCAACCCAUGUUCCCAAUGAAGCCCCUCUGGCCCAUUCCGUGGGGAUCUCCAUGGGGAACCUGCGGAAAUUUGGGAAUUCUCAGGGAUGGCAGAGGACAGGGACUGUCCCCCAGGGUGUCCCAGCAGAGUUUGCCCUCGGGAAUGUUCCCAGUGAUUGGGAUUGGGAAUUGUCCCCACAGGGAAUGUCAGCCAGGGGCGGAGAGGCUGUGCUGGCUCUUCCCAGUGGGAUACGGACCCAGAGCCGGCUCUCCUGGAGCUUCUGCCCCACUCCCAGGGCAUUGGGAUGGGAUUGGGUCUGGCUUUGGAUUGGGAUGAGUUUGGGGCUGGAUUUGGAUUGGGAUUCAGGUGGGUUUGGGGCUGGAGCCACCCAUUCCCCAACCCAUGUUCCCAAAAAAGCCCCUCUGCGCAUUCUGUGGGGAUCUCCGCGGGAAACCUAGAGAAAUUUGGGAACUCUCAGGGGUGGCAAAGGACAGGGACUGUUCCCCAGGGUGUCCCAGCAGGAUUUGCCCUUGGGAAUAUUCCCAGGGAUUGAGGAUUGUCCCCACAGGGAAUGUCAGGGGUGGAGAGGCUGUGCCGGCUCUUCCUGGUGGGAUACGGACCCAGAGAGGGCUCUGAUGGAGGCUCUGCCCCAUUCCCAGGGGAUUGGGAUAGGAUUGGGGCUGGACUGGGAUCAGGAUGGGUUUGGGGCCACAGCCAGCUCUCCAGGAGCCUCUGCCCCAUUCCCAGGGAGUUGGGAUUAGGAUGGGUUUGGGGCUGGAUCCACCCCUUCCCCAACCCGUGUUCCCAAUAAAGCCAC